GGCGCUGCCGGGCCCCAGGCGCCGCGCUUGGGCCCCGGGAGCAGGCGGGCGGCAUGGCGGGCCGCGGGGACUGCGGGGACGGCGCCGGCGCCCGGCAGCACGUGUUUCUGCUUCCAGAAUAUUUAAAAGAUGCUUCAAAGAAAAUGAAAAGUGGGCUUAUGUUUGUAAAAUUGGUCAACCCAUGUUUAGGGGAAGGAGCCCUUUACUUGUUCAAUAUGUGUCCACAGCAGCUGUUUGAAAUAAAAGUUUUCAAGGAAAAACACCAUUCUUGGUUUAUAAAUCAAUCAGUUCAAUCAGGAGGUCUUCUCCACCUUGCCACACCCAUGGACCCUCUAUUUUUGCUUCUCUACUACCUUCAAAAGGCUGAUAAAGAGGGAAAGUUUCAGCCUCUAGAUCAAGUUGUGGUGGAUGACGUGUUUCCAGAUUGCAUCUUACUGCUCAAACUUCCUGAACUUGAGAAAUUACUUCAACACGUGACAGAGGAAAAGGAAAUAGACAAAAAGAAAUAUUAUAAGUACAGCAAAGAGAAGACAUUAAAGUGGCUGGAAAAAAAGGUAAACCAGACUAUGGCAGCAUUAAAAACCAAUCACAUAAAUGUCGGUGCCCGGGUACAGUCAAGUGCGUUUUUCUCCAGCCACCAAGUUUCCAGUGACAAGGAAGAGGAUUAUAUUUGUUAUGCCCAUGGUCUGAUAUCUGAUUACAUUCCUAAAGAACUAAGUGAUGACUUAGCUAAACAUUUAAAGCUUCCAGAACCUUCAGCUUCAAUGCCAAACCCUCCUACAAAGGUGGCAGCACAAAGACAGAAAAGGAACAAGUGACAGCAGAUCCACACAAGGCUUGAUUGGCUGCUUCUCAUGUCACUUAAGACUCUGCCAGAGGGCUCUGGCUUUUUCUUCUGCACGUUCUAGAAAAUCACCAAAUGCCAAAAGAUGUACACAUAUGUUAAAAAACUAACAUCGACUGCUGUAUUCCUUUGAUCAGUUUCAUUGGUGUGGUGGGUGGUGGCAUAUUGCCUGGACACGAUUCCAUCCUGGAACUUGAAAGCACCCUGGAGUGUGACAUGCCCAUAGUCUGAAGAAUUCAAGGCACCUCACCCCUGGGAGUAGCCCCAGGCCUAUCUCCAUGAAGGUGUGGAUUUCUACGGCAGUCCUUUAGAUUUUAAAACAUCGGCAGGAAAAAGCUCAUUGUGAAAUUCAGGUCAUUUCUUAAGCCUGAUCAUGGUGGCUUGUCCUGCUUUCCUAGGUCUAGGCUAGCAUGUUUUAGGCACGUGGUAACCAUACAUGUGUAGGGAUUAUGAGUACUUCAUUCUACACUAAAAGCUUUGAUGAACCAAUUUUCUACCCUUCUACCCAUAAUACCAGAACAUGUGCAUUUUAUGACCUGCUGAAGUUAUAAGCAUUGCUUCAUUUUUAAAAGAUUUGCUCAGCAUGUAUAUUAUUUUUUAGAGUGAGGGCAUAAGAUACAGAAGAAAGUUUCAAGUAGAUGCCAAAAACUAAUUUAGUGGGGAAUUCUGAUACAUAGUGAAUAUGUUUUAGGGGAUAGUGUGGGGUUUUGUGCAAAAAUGUUCCAGGGGUUUGAGCUGGCUCAUCCAUUUGACAUGCAAGAGUGAUAGGGCAGGUAGAUGGAUAGAAAUGAGCAGGAGAAGGAGAAAUUGAGCCUGUGAGAAAGCCCCUCACUGCAGCUCCCACUUGGGUCACGACCCCUUGCAGCUGCCCAGCAGGAUUCCAGGCUUACACAUCCCCCUAAGGGAUGUGUUUACACGUUUCUAAAUAAAAAAACAAAAAGCCCGGUUAAGAGAGGAAGACAUCCUGCUUAUCAGGUAACACAUGCUGUUUGUCAGGAUCCUCAGUACCUCACUAGCCCAAAAGGAUCCCAGGUUUUCACACACCCCAAAGGUAGGUGUUUACACAUGUCCCCAAAUCAAAGAAAUGCAUUGCUAAAUGCCAGAGGACUAGGCACCUCAGAGAGAGAGAG
Messenger RNA from Rhinolophus ferrumequinum (greater horseshoe bat), 1974 nucleotides. It is a transcript of the gene RNASEH2B, whose product is annotated as ribonuclease H2 subunit B. The coding region runs from base 54 to 818 and encodes 254 amino acids. Gene Ontology annotation, biological process: RNA catabolic process; ribonucleotide metabolic process. The transcript has 10 exons. The record is from RefSeq and is a predicted model, not a curated record. Gene Ontology annotation, cellular component: nucleoplasm; ribonuclease H2 complex. Lineage: Eukaryota; Metazoa; Chordata; Mammalia; Chiroptera; Rhinolophidae.